ACAUAACACCUUGAUCAUAUUGAUGACAUACUUGUAAUCAAUUCAUAAAAAUAUUUAUAAAAUAUUUCAUUCUGAAAAUCAAUUUGUAAAAGCAUGCGCACAAAAUCUGCAACACGUUGACAGAUCUAUAAAUAUCGAUGGUUUAAGAAGGAUGCAACAGAUGGAGGAAAAUAAAGAACCUGCAAUAGAUUGUAUGUGUGGUCUAGAAGAACAGGCAGUGGUAUUUGAAGAUACUGGUGAUUUGGACACAACAAAAAAUACACAAAAUACAUUAGAAAACCUGACUUUGUCUAGUUUUGAGAAGUCCGACGUAGACACUGACAGUCUGGAAAGUGUCUCAGUAUCAUCAUCAAUACUACCGGCAGUGAUGAAAAACGGAAGUAUCGAACCGGAAGUGAUAUUAGCAAAUGGAAAUGUUGAAGACGAAUCACUUGAUGUCCUUAAAAAUUUGAAAAAUACAUCUGGUUCAAGUUUUUCGAAUGGUUGUUCCUCAGUUUCAAACGAUGAGUCACCAUUGCAUACUUCUCUUUUAAACAAAAGUAAAACAGGAAAUAUGAAAGGACCAACGUCAGGAAAGAAAUUGUUCAAGAACAAAACCUUUGACUUUAGUCACGUGAAAUCUAGAACAAAUUCAAAUUUCCAUAAAUUUAGGGACAUAAACAAACCAAUAUCACCAUCAGACAGAAGAAUGUCUGAGUCCUGCAUUUUACAGACCUCUUCAGAAAGCCAUGGUAUCCGCGAGACCAGAUUGAGUCGAUCGAGAUUUGAAAGAUGUCAUGUGGCGCAUGAUAGUAACGAGUGCGAGGGAAAUGAUUACUUAACCCCAACACAAAAGAAAGACAAUUUGAUAAAAGACCUGAAAAAUGAAGUGAAAGAACUGAAAAAGUUACUAAGUGAUAAAACAAAAGAACAAGAGUCAGACAGAGAAAAUUUUGAGAAGAAACUAGAAAUUAUGAUGGGGGAAAAGGGGACUGAGAUUGUCAUAUUAAAGAGUGAUAUAGAGACACUUGAAAAAAAGAACGAAGACUUGCUGAAGUCAUACCAAGUCUCAGUCAACACAAUUAAUAUACUGGAAGAUACUAUCAGAGAACUUAAAGAGGCCAUGGUUGAGAAAGAAAGGAAUAAUGAGAAAGUGUUUUUGGAAACUUAUAGAAAAGGUCAAAUGUCAGCACUGUUUGAAAGAAACGAAGAGUUGGAAAGGAUUGCUGUAUCAUGUGAUGGAUCAAGAAUAACAAUUAAAGAACUGUUACAAAAACUUUUACUUACGGAAACAGAACUCGGAAAAUGGCAAUCGAUACGCCGACAGGAAUCAUAUGACGAAGCUCCUAAACCGGAAACGGAAGCAGCUGUAACACUCAGAUUUCUCAAGGACGCAUUCUUUCAUUAUGCCACAGACACCAAAGAUUGUGACUUUCAUUUAAGAGCAAUGAUAAGGAUUUUAAACUUCACUGAUGUACAGAAAAAGAAAAUAGCAGACAGUAUUGUUUCGAAAAGGAAACAUAAACAUUCAUCAAUAUAGCUUUACUUAAUCGGGUGCAGAUAUACUCUACGUUAGUUAGCAUGUGAUCGAGUACUCUUGAAAAAUAAGUGUCUUUCUAUUGAUGAUUUUGUGGAUAAAUCAUACAGAUCUAGAAUAGUUUAACUGUGAAAUCAAAUGAGAGCUAACUGAUACAAAAUUGAUUAAAGACUAAAGAAAAAAAAAAAAAAAAAAAAAAAAACUGUGUAAUGCAUACACAAUUCAUACAGAAAUAAAACUAGUUUUUGGUUUAUUUUUUGAAUAAUUUGGAAUAUUUUCUUUAUUUGAUCUAGUGAAAUAAAUAAAUCUGAAGUA
Mytilus californianus (California mussel) is the source of this 1831-nucleotide messenger RNA. Its product is annotated as protein quick-to-court-like. The coding region runs from base 152 to 1519 and encodes 455 amino acids. The record is from RefSeq and is a predicted model, not a curated record. NCBI's taxonomy places the organism in Eukaryota, Metazoa, Mollusca, Bivalvia, Mytilida, Mytilidae. The transcript has 4 exons.